UGAUAUGCAAUGCAACAAAAAAAAUAGAAUUCUAAUGUUAAAUGUCAAAUACGAAUACAAAUUAUUCUUGUGAAAUAUUCAUUGAAUGAAAAGCGUAGGGAGGAAGGGGUGGAAUGAAAUUGAGCAGUAGGAAAAAUGAAUAUAAAGGGAAACUGAGAUACAUUUCUUCAAAUAAAACUUGGGCCCAAAGAUUACUAUUCGACGGAAAGGGCAAGGUGGGGUAAAAUGGACCGUGUGGUAUGCUGAUGAUAAGGAGUUAAGCUCUUCAGUUACACGAGUCAGGAAGGAAGAGAACAAGAUUAAAUAUUACAAGAACAUGUACAAUAUUACAAAAUAUUACAACAACAUUCGAGCGAGUUGUCGAGCAUUUUCUGUCAAAUAUCAUGAAAUCUAAUGAAGAUAUUAUUAAAUAAAUCAUCGAAAAAUUUUGUAAAGAAUGGCAUCAAAAGAAGACUCAAACAACGAAGCUGGUCAGCCCACGAAGGACGACAUCUACGACAAUCGUCCUGUAGCAAAGAAAAUCAUCCGAAUAGUUACAGUGGUGGCAUAUCUAGUGUCAGUGAGUUUUGUCGCAAUAGUCCUGAGUAGUUACUACAUAUUUCUGUGGCACCCACCACCGGGGGGAUCGUUGAGCUUGAAGGACCCUCACAGUGAAUAUCUGAUGGAGAGACCUCCUCAGAGAUCCAAUGACAGAAGUAUCAGUGAAAUCAUCGUAAAGACCAUCAACUCAUUCAGAAAAAAUGGCGUACGUCGAGGCUUUAACGGGACCACAUCACAAAGUAAAUCGAAGAAUGUUACAAAAAUAAUGAAUCGUAAUGAAAGCUACUGGAACAAUCCUGAGACCUCGACAAGUGUUUAUCAUUCUAUCAGCGAAAAACAACUGGACAGACCUCUGAACACAUCUGGAACAGAGUUAAGGGGCUUGAAGGAUGUCCUUGAAGUGUCAAGCGAAGCUUCCUCGACGUCUGAAGGCCCCACAUAUUUAGAUGAAGUCGGUACGACUGGAGAAGGUAUUCGUAUUGGUGGUGAAAGAAAUGCGACGCAUGGAGAGGAUCAAAAUGAGGAAGAGGUGGGGCAAGGGUUGAUGAAUAGUACAGAUGGGUUUAAUGCAACGAUGGACACAACAUCUGAAGAAAUUCAAGAAAAGACGACUACGAAACCCAAUACAACAGAUGUCUUGAUGCAGGAAAAAUUAAUUUAUCCAGCAGUUUACAACCGAGAGGAUCAGCCCAUCGAGAGGCCUACGGAAGUAGAAGCCUCCCUCGACCCUUUGCCAACGAUCAGUCCCACAAGCUCGGAAUACGAAGAAAUUUCUGAAGAGAAUGUUGAAGGACCUCUAGAAAUUGAAUUCGAUAGCGAUACCCUACCCCGUAGAUAAAUUCAAUAGGUGGAAAAAAUAAAUAAAUAAUAAAUGUCAUUUAAUAUCGAUCA
Molecule: messenger RNA, 1431 nt
Organism: Diachasmimorpha longicaudata
Lineage: Eukaryota; Metazoa; Arthropoda; Insecta; Hymenoptera; Braconidae
Gene: Inaf-d
Product: inaF-D
Exons: 3
Coding region: 437-1378 (313 amino acids)
Source: RefSeq, a predicted model, not a curated record